This is a messenger RNA of Oncorhynchus mykiss (rainbow trout), 629 nucleotides long. The record is from RefSeq and is a predicted model, not a curated record. NCBI's taxonomy places the organism in Eukaryota, Metazoa, Chordata, Actinopteri, Salmoniformes, Salmonidae.
UAUUGAAUGAAAAUUCCAUGAGAAAAUCUGUUGCCAGCAAGUGGGAGGGUUUUUCAGCUGUUGAAUUACAUGUAUUCAAUGCGUGCAAGGGAACCACGCCUGCAAAGCCCAUUGAGCACCUGCACAAGUGCCCCUCCUUUCUCAGAAGAAGGAUAGUAUUCACCCCUGAAAGUAAUUAGGUCAUCUCUCAUCUCUGGCUGGAGCCCCUAGUCUGCUUCAGUCUUCUCACACCUAAGACAGUCUUAAGACACUCGUCCCCAGCCGGUCCAAUGUCUCCAGGGACGCCCCAGCCAACAGAGGUGAAGACCAAGCAGCUGCUGGAUGUGAGUGCUGACCACUUGGGGGGCAGGGAGGCCCAGGAGAUCCCCCCUCUGAAGAACUAUGUCUACCUGACCAUCCUCACUUGCUUCUGCCCAGCCUGGCCUGUUAACAUCGUGGCUCUGGUCUUCUCUGUACUGUCUCAGAACAGUUAUGAUGAGGAGGACUAUGAGGGUUCCGAGAGGCUCGGUAGGAAAGCCUUUCACAUGGCGAUAGCCUCCAUGAUCAUUGGCCUCCUGAUCUUCCUGAUCUUAUCCAUAGUGCACUUUACAACGCAUGCUGUAUGAAUGCUGGAGGAUGAAAGAUGGCAA